Mixia osmundae IAM 14324 is the source of this 1086-nucleotide messenger RNA. RefSeq lists its product as uncharacterized. The record is from RefSeq and is a predicted model, not a curated record. The transcript has 3 exons. NCBI's taxonomy places the organism in Eukaryota, Fungi, Basidiomycota, Mixiomycetes, Mixiales, Mixiaceae. Gene Ontology annotation, molecular function: iron-sulfur cluster binding. Bases 1 to 1086 code for a protein of 361 amino acids. Gene Ontology annotation, cellular component: cytoplasm. Gene Ontology annotation, biological process: iron-sulfur cluster assembly.
AUGGCACAGGGCGAUCUCAAGCGUUCGAUCUCCUCCGCAUCAUCAUCACACGUCGAACCGAUGCAGCCCAAGCAUGUGCUCGUCCUGGCUUCGAUGGAUCACGCCUCUCAAGGCUCUUACCAAUCACUCAUUGAAUCCCUCGGCGGCCUGUCAGGCGACGUCACAUCAGACUCGCAGCCCACCGUCCGGGCAGAAAUGCUCGAUCGUGUCCUCGAAGGCGGCUCCGUCUUGCCGGACAAGCCAACGUACAGUCAGGUCUCCAUCCUCUUACCGGCCUCUUUAGACGUCUUACCAAGGCUACUGAGCAUUAUCUUGCCGACCGUGCUACCGUCAGAUGUACCGCUCUCGACGCGUCUGACGCUUUCCAAGUCGAGCCAGUCUCAGUCCAAUCGUAAGUCGUCGUCGGCUCAAGUGCAAGAAGGCUUUGUGGAGAUGUCCAAGCCACCCUCUGGCAUGUCGCCUUCGUAUGUCGCCGAACUGACAGAGAUCCUGCACACUUUGUCCGUCAAGGACGUCGAAUUGAGAGGCGACAAAGUGAUCGCCACUGUUCCCUCUGACUAUUCACCUCCCCAAUCCCAAUCUGCUCAGUCAGCCCAGCCGACACAAGAGCCUGGAAGCGCAGUGCCACUGAAGCUAAGGGCGAGAAAGGGAGCCAACGCGGAAAAGAAAGCCGCUCUAUGGUCCCUCAUCAACGAGGCGCCAUCUACCCCCACGAUCGAUCAGUCUACCCUCCUAUCUGCAGACGAUCUCAAGCGAGCAGAAGCCGCUCAACGGCCAGAGGAGGGCUGCGACGUGAAGAAGACAAGGAGAGCGUGCAAGAAUUGCUCCUGUGGUCUGAGAGAGAUCCUGCUAGCCGAAAAGGACGACCUGCCUGAUUCCAUGUCAAACGGCGCUCCUGCCGUCAAUGGCGCAGCGAGCAACGGCAUGAAGCAGGAGCAAGUCACGACUGGUGCGGUCACGAGCAGCUGUGGUUCUUGCUACCUUGGCGAUGCCUUUAGAUGUGCGAGCUGUCCUUACCUGGGCAUGCCGGCGUUUGAGCCAGGCGAGAAAGUUCAGCUCGGUGGCAACAUGGCCGAUGAUAUUUAG